Messenger RNA from Kwoniella mangroviensis CBS 8507, 1734 nucleotides. RefSeq lists its product as uncharacterized. Gene Ontology annotation, biological process: DNA-templated transcription; regulation of DNA-templated transcription. The record is from RefSeq and is a predicted model, not a curated record. The coding region runs from base 1 to 1734 and encodes 577 amino acids. Gene Ontology annotation, molecular function: DNA-binding transcription factor activity, RNA polymerase II-specific; DNA binding; zinc ion binding. Lineage: Eukaryota; Fungi; Basidiomycota; Tremellomycetes; Tremellales; Cryptococcaceae. The transcript is spliced from 9 exons.
AUGUCGUCUUCAUCCCAGCGAUCCGGGUCACCCUACAUCGACAAUGACGCCACGCAUCUGGGGAAACUCAAGACCAAGGCAUGCGACACAUGUCGAAUACGAAAAGUGAAAUGCACCUUCGCUCCUCCACUCCCCGCAGGUGAACCAUCCCCGAAACCAUGUAUGCUGUGCAAGAAGCAUGGUUUUGCCUGUACGUACGAGCGUAAAGCUAAGAAACCUGGAGGCAGCUCGAGAGAAGGUCGCAGGAUGAGUGAUAUAGGAGGAAGGGCUCGACCGAUUGCACCUGUACCGCGUGACCCAAAGGAGAAUCAGGAUGCAUCCAGUCGUCCGACGCAGAGUGCUCAAUCAAACAUGGAAGGACAGGGAAUUCAUAGGAAGGGUAUAAGUGCGAUUCCGGAGAUCGCUUCAAACCCUUUCGACGAGAUUUUACCAAGACAAUUGCUUUCCUCAGCCAUCUCCACGUUCUUCGAUCAUCUCUACUGUUUGACCCCACUGGUGCAUAGGCCUACCUUCCUGUCUGGUCUAGAAUGUCGAAGGGAAGAACAGCCGGACAAUCAAGAAUGGGUAUCUCUGGUUCUGUUGCUGGUCGCUGCUACUCUCGUUCAAGCUCCUUGGGCAUUCCCUCAUCUUCAGAGGAAGGAGAUAGAGAAAUUAGCUCAGAGUUGUUAUAGGAGAGGAAAAAUAUGGUUGGUGAAAGAUUUCAGAGAUAUCACUGUCGGGAGAUACUUGAUCGCUGAGUAUUACCGUAGAGCAUGCAUGGUCUCAGCUCAUUUGGAAGAGAUCGGUAUGGCGGAGAUGUUUAGAGGAUCUUUAUGGGGAUUGAUCUUCAAAUUGAGGAUGCACGAGGAAAGUAGUUACGAAGGUCUCAAUCCUGUAGAAGAAGAGCUGCGGCGAAGGGUCUUCUGGCUGGCGUUUGGGCUGGACAAAGCACGUUGCGCUGUUCAUGCGGAUAUGGUCCAUGUGACCGGGGAGCAUUGCGCGGAUGUCCAUUUGCCCAAGGCUCUGGAUGAUGAGUAUAUCACAAGGACAGGGUACGUAUCACCUUCCACCGAAAAAACUCCCAUACUCCUUGGGUUUUGCUAUGUCUCACGCAUAUUUGAGAUCCUUGGUCAAGCAUUAGAUCUAAGACGAAUAGACCGAAGAAGAAAUCCCACAGGUAUUCAUCUACAAAUGAGACUGAAUGAGGUUAAUGGGCUUUUGGAGCUGUGUGAAUCCAUCAUGGAUGAUUGUCCAUCCGCUCUGAGGCUCAAUCGGCCAUUGGAUACUUCCCAAUCGCAAGCGCAGUCUAGGAGCUCAUUCCUGGUACAGCAAGCCAACAUAUAUAUGACACAGCAAAUGACCAGACAACUGCUUUUGGAAUAUCGUGCCCAGCUUCGAGCUCUACAGCGUCACCAACAAUUGGAGGAUUUAGGACAAGCUGGUAUGCCACUAUUAUACGAUAUGCAUUUACAAUCUGGUCUAUCGGAUGAGGAGAAGGAAUGCGUUUCCAGGGAUGUCCUCAACGUUCUAGAAGCUAUCCCAAUGCAAGCUUUAGCCGUCAAUACUACUGGCGUUGUCAAUAAAAUUCGCUUCAUCGCAGUAAGCUUAUUAGACGGUCUUACGGAGAAUGGAGUAGAAGGCGAAGAUGGUGCCGUGGGGCUAUCUCGUCGUCAAUACCAUCGAGAAUACCUUUGGAAAUUUCUGACUACUCUGGGGGAGAUAGAGGCUAUGAGCUCUUUGAAGGAGAACACAUGA